AUGCCAUUCCGAAGGUCCAAGGCCUGCGUCAAUUGCCGUAGAGCCAAAGCACGAUGCUCAUUGGCGAAACCUUGUUCACGAUGUGCCGACCGGCGCCUCGAGUGCCAUUAUAUCAUCGCGUACCCUCCACGCCCCGUAAACCGCUGGCCUGAGGGAUUCCGGCCUAUUAAGCCGGCAGAUACCCUCCCCAGAGCCCAAGGACCGCUCAUUACGAGUGAUGCAGCCGGCGCUGAACUGUUCGCUCCAUCACAAACUGGGGAUAUGCUCACUUCACCUCACUGCAAUGUGCUGCUUGAGCAAACCAAGAGAACUGCGUCAACCGUCGCUGGACCAUGCAACCAGAUACCGGACUUGCCUGUAUGUUCAGGGGAGGUGACUCAGUAUUCAGAUGUUUCCUUUCUAUUUGACACUUCUCUCCCAGCCGACUGGACAUUACAGUCCCCGGGCUUGUCCUUCGACGACUUACUAUCAUCCCCUCGACUUGGGAACUCUGACAUCAAUACACCGACGAUGAUACCUAAUACUCAAGAUCGGACUGCAAAUGCUGUUGAUCUCACUACUCUCACUUCAAUGCAAUCAACAACGACCGGCAUCAAAGCCCUCGGACCACAGCUCUCUCAGCGUACUCGAUCUCUCCAACAGGGCUCUUUGACCGCCCGGAUGAUUUUCAGUCGGCUGGCUGAAUAUUCACGUAUGAUGGCUGAUCCUACAACUUUACCUCCAUUUAUCCAUCCACCGUGCUGUCUUAGCUAUGAUUGUGACGAUUGUCGUCCAGACUCGCCUCACCAAUGCUUGCCGGAAGCCUUAGCAGUCUGCGCCAAUCUCACCCAUAUGUUCUAUUCUCGUCUGCCUGGAAGUCAAGUAUUUGUGUGGAAACAAAUCUACGCCCACCUACAGCAAAUGCGUAAAGAGGUAAGAGCCUCUCACUGA
Penicillium macrosclerotiorum is the source of this 930-nucleotide messenger RNA. RefSeq names its product Zn(II)2Cys6 transcription factor domain-containing protein. Lineage: Eukaryota; Fungi; Ascomycota; Eurotiomycetes; Eurotiales; Aspergillaceae. Gene Ontology annotation, molecular function: zinc ion binding; DNA-binding transcription factor activity, RNA polymerase II-specific. Bases 1 to 930 code for a protein of 309 amino acids. The record is from RefSeq and is a predicted model, not a curated record. Gene Ontology annotation, biological process: regulation of DNA-templated transcription. The transcript has a single exon.